Molecule: messenger RNA, 243 nt
Organism: Stylonychia lemnae
Lineage: Eukaryota; Ciliophora; Spirotrichea; Sporadotrichida; Oxytrichidae
Source: the annotation of a GenBank genome assembly
AUGGACCCAGUUUUAACUACUGAUAAAAAUCUUAUUAUGCCAUAACAAUACUUGGUGAGUAAAGGGUACUCCUAAAUCGCUUAAUCAAACCCUGUCUUUGUUCUGGGUCAAUUGCAAAUGUUCACUAAAAAUGCCUCAAGAAGUGGAUAAAAUAUAAAUCAAUUAAGCAAUGCGAGGUGUGCAGAAAGCCUUUCGAAUAAAUUCUGGAGUAGAGGAAUUUUAGAUCUCUCUUAGAGAGGUUGA